This is a messenger RNA of Haliotis rubra (blacklip abalone), 6776 nucleotides long. RefSeq names its product ER degradation-enhancing alpha-mannosidase-like protein 3. Gene Ontology annotation, cellular component: membrane; endoplasmic reticulum. Gene Ontology annotation, molecular function: mannosyl-oligosaccharide 1,2-alpha-mannosidase activity; calcium ion binding. Gene Ontology annotation, biological process: endoplasmic reticulum mannose trimming; carbohydrate metabolic process; mannose trimming involved in glycoprotein ERAD pathway. The record is from RefSeq and is a predicted model, not a curated record. Lineage: Eukaryota; Metazoa; Mollusca; Gastropoda; Lepetellida; Haliotidae.
CUUCUGACAUGGCAGGCCAGAAUGAAAACAUUGAAAUGACAGCCUCAAAGUAAUUGAGCAUACAGUCUUCCAUUAAUAAGGACCGGUAUUCCCACGACCCGGUCGGUUAGGAGAAACAUGGAUCGACAACAUACAGUCAUGUUUCUGAUGUUUAUGGCUGUUGUAAUUAUUUUACUGGAUGAUUCUGCUUUGGCUUUAUCAUCGACAGAAAAGAACAGUGUGAAAUUAAAAGUAUUAGAGAUGUUCGACCAUGCUUAUGGAUCAUAUAUGAACCAUGCCUACCCCGGGGAUGAGUUGAUGCCUCUGAGUUGUAAAGGCCGAUAUCGGGGAACCCAGCCCAGCAGGGGUGACAUCGACGACUCCCUUGGCAAUUUCACCCUGACCCUCAUUGACAGUCUGGACACUUUGGCGGUACUGGGCAAGAUAGAGGAGUUUGAGCAGGCUGUCAGACUAGUUAUUCAAGAUUCUCGCUUUGAUGCUGAUGUUGUUGUCUCGGUUGAAACCAACAUCCGGGUUCUCGGAGGGCUGCUUGGUGGCCAUGUUGUGGCCUCCUACCUCUUGAAGAAGGGGAAGGCCUUGUUGUGGUACAACAAUGAACUCCUAGAGAUGGCCAAGGAAGUCGGCGAUCGUCUGCUACCUGCCUUCAAUACCACCACUGGCAUUCCAUACCCCAGGGUGAACCUGCUGCGUGGAAUGGAAGGCAACAUCCUGUCACAGCACAAGGACACGUGUACUGCUUGUGCUGGCACUAUGCUGUUGGAGUUCGCUACGCUCAGUCGUCUAACAGGAGAACGCAUAUAUGAGGAUAAGGCUCGAAAAGCAAUGGACUAUUUGUGGAAACAGCGCCAUCGAACAAGCGAUCUCAUGGGGCUUGUUAUUAACAUACACAAUGGAGACUGGAUCCGCCGAGAGAGUGGCGUAGGUGCUGGCAUCGACUCGUACUAUGAGUAUGUGUUGAAGUCCUACAUUCUGCUUGGGGACGAAACCUACCUGGAUCGUUUCAAUAAGCACUACAGUGCCGUGAUGAGGUAUGUGAGUCAGGGCCCCCUGCUGGUGGAUGUCCACAUGCACAAGCCAAUGGCAGCCUCCCGGAACUUCAUGGAUGCUCUGCUGGCCUUCUGGCCGGGACUUCAGGUGCUGAAGGGAGACAUCCGGCCGGCCAUCGAGACACACGAGAUGCUGUACCAGGUCAUACAGAGACACAACUUCCUGCCUGAGGCUUUCACAACAGAUUUUCGAGUUCACUGGAGCCAUCAUCCUUUGAGGCCUGAAUUUGUGGAGUCCACCUACUUCCUGUACAAGGCCACAGGUGACCCCCACUACCUUGAGGUCGGCAAACAGGUGGUGGAGAAUCUGGACAAGAUGGCACGAGUACCCUGUGGAUUUGCUGCAAUCAAGGAUGUCACCACUUGACAUGAGGACCAAAUGGACUCGUACGUGUUGGCGGAGACAUUCAAGUAUCUGUACCUGCUAUUUGCCGAGAAGGAGGAGAUGACUCUGGACAUUGAUGACUACAUCUUCACCACCGAAGCCCACCUCUUGCCCCUUACAUUGUCUGUACAGAACACGUCCAGUGUCCCCAAGAUCAAUCCUGAGGCAUAUCGCAAUCUGGAGAAGACAUUUCGCACAGAGCAGACCACUGAGCUUGACCCAGCCCAGGUAGUGAGUGAGACAGAUGACGAGGAUGAUGAGUACAACACGUGCCCCAACUUCCAGGUGCAGAUCCCGGGUGGCAUCACGUAUGCCCACUCUCUGCGCAGUCAGAUGAAGAACCUGGUUGACAGAGUCAGCCCCAGACCACGCAGGAACCAGCCUAGGCUGCAGGCGUCCGAGUUCAUCGCAGGUAACAAAGCUCACCUUGACGUCCUCCACAAGAUGGGCAUCCGCAUCGCCACCAUGUCAGAUGGACGCAUACAGCUGCUGCACACAGCAUCUGAGGCCGCCACCCCUGAAGAUGCUGAGGAUGGGAUGAAGUUUAUGCAGGAGAUGAUUGAACUCUCGAAGACACAGUCACCAGAGGCUCAACAUGACCCGAUGUUCGUGCAGCUGGUGUCGGCACCAUACUACGGAUCUGUGUACUAUAGAGCAGGGCCAGCACAGUUUGGAUAUGAUCUCAAAGUCUCGCCACCUAUUCAGGGCAAGCUUGCUAUAGCAUCUCCGUUCAAGGCUUGCAGCCCCAUGGUGAACCCACAGGCAGUGCAGGGGAAGAUUGUCCUACUGGAGCGGGGAGACUGUAUGUUUGUGGACAAGGCUAGAAAUUUGCAAAAGGCUGGAGCUGUUGGAGGAAUUGUUCUGGACCAGAAUGAAGGCAGUACCAGUGAGAGCCAGACUCUGUUUGCCAUGUCUGGGGACGGACAGACCGACAUCACCAUCCCCAUGGUAUUUCUCUUCAGGAAGGAAGGCAAUGCAAUCAUCUCAGUGCUGUCUCAGGACAAUGAUCUGCAGGUGCUGCUGACCAAAGAAGCUAAGUCUACAGAGACGUUCAAUCCACCCCCAAGAAGACCCCUGCUGGACCACAGAUGACCCAGGGAGGCGUACACCCUGAGAAAGUUCCAGAUCAGACACCCCCACCAUACACCGCCCCUCACCACACCCCCUCCCAGGGAGCCCGGGUAGGACUGGACGAGGUGUACACUUACCAGUCGUCCUCCAGGAAAGUACGCAUGGAGAUAAAGGUUUCGGGAGAGACUGAUACUGAUGUGUUUCAUAAUGCUGAAGAAGACAAAACAGAAACAACGGAAUCUGUUACUGCAGAGGAAAAUGUGUUACAGUUUGACACCUUACCUGAUGGUUCCAAACAGUUGUCAUUCAAGGUCGACAAGAACCAGCAGGAGGAUAAAACACAACCUCAGUUGAAUCAGAUUUAUGUCAACCUGGUUCAGGCUUUACAAGAAAAAACUAAUUUUGAAAAAUUAAGCAAUCAGGGAGAUUACCUUAUUGCGAUAGCUCGGUUUUUAGAAUCAGCCUAUUUUGGGAUGGAUCGGGUGGAUAACAAAGCUCAAGAAUUGAUAGAAAGGUUAGCAGUAGAGUUAAAGUUUCUAACUGAGAAAUCCACAAAAUCUGCAGAGACACAAAGUGUGAAAAACGAGCAUAUGGAUUUUGAAACUGCCAAACAGCUUCACUAUGCAACUGUUGAUGAAUUAUAUGAAACUAACUCAGGAAAAAGGACAGAAGAUAGUCCCAAACACAAUCCAUACAUUCAGACCAAAUCUGCCAAAGAAUCUUCUAAACACUUUGGUGCCAAAGUGGACGAUCAAGGUGUGCUUACAUUUACUGUAGAACAAGGGGAGGCAAAUGCUGCAGGAUUAGCACAGUCACAGAAAUCAGAUUCAGACAACAGGGACUAUUCUCAACAUUCUAAAGACAAAGGGACUAUAGGUGACGAGGAGGCUAGUACAUUAGAAGUUAUAACAAAGGAUGGUGUAGUGAAAGUUAUAGAGAGGAAUUCCCAGGGAGAAACAAUAAGGACUACAGAAACAAUGGCCGACAUUCCUUCAGAUGCUCAGGAGUCCUUCACCUCACAAGAUGCCCAUGAUUCUGCAGCUGCUUCCAGAGAUCACAAAGAUGAACUAUGAGUGACAUGGUGUUUGUCCAACUUGUCUAUGGGCCUUGUCAAAAGAUCAUUUAGCUUAAUCAUGUUAUUUUUUUCAAACUGGUGCCAGUACAGAAGGUUUAGUCAAUUUUGACAAUCAAUGUAACAAACCACAAGUAAUUUAGCAUCUUAUCUUUUGAAGUCAAAUCUAAAGAUUUACAGUUAAAAUGGGGAAACAAGUGAAAUCGUCCACUUAGAGGACAUACUUAAUGCAUGUGCCACAGCAAAUUCAUUUUGGGACUUUCCUUAGUAAACAAAUUUCAAUCUUUUAAAAUUAUCAUUUAAAGGGCACUUGGGUUUUAACUGACAUGUUUAUCUGACAAUCCAACAGUUUGUUUUUUUUAAGUGAUGUAGCCACAUGCAAAAGUGGCAACUUCAUGAGCGAAUGAUUUUUGCUCAACUCUGAAGAUCCGGGUUAGAAUUGAUCUUCAGCUUGUCUCAAGAGGCGUUAAACGAGAUCAGAUGGUCAGAUUCGCUGACUUGGUAGAUGCAUGUCAUUGUAUCCUAGUUCCAUAGAUCUGUGCACAUGUCAAUCGCUGGAUUGUCUGGUCCAGACUCGAUUAUUUACAGACCGCUGUCAUAUAGGCUAGAAUAUUGCUGAGUGAUGCGUUAAAAAAUGCACAAACAAACUUUCAGGAACAUAACUUUUGUGGUCAUAAGAAGAAAGAUUUGGAUUUUUAGCCCCCUGACAGAUAAGGCUUGUUUGUCCAGCAUCCGGCAUAUCCUCUUCUUUGAAACCACUGAAGCUAGACUUCCCACCAAUGAUGAGACUCAAAUUGUUUAAGACAUCCAAGUAGAACUCUCAACAUGUGCCAUAUAUUAAAAAACAAGAUAUGUCGACAACUCUGUCUUCUGUUUGUUAAAUGAACAUUGAAGUGUUUACUAUGUAACCAAGUGAGCUACAGUGUGUGUGGCUGGAAAGGGGGGGCAUUGUCAUCAUCCUGCUUGUUGACUUUUGACAUGGCCCAUUAGGUUAGCCAAGUUAUUUAGUUGUGCAUUAAGUCGAAAAGCAAGUGCUUCCUUAUUUCAUUAGUCAGAUGUAUAAAUUUGAGAAUCAUUUUAAAGUUAUGUUUGUAAUGGAGAGAGUGUAUCAGUUUCACUCAGACGUGUAUGCCGACGGAUGUAUUUUGUUACAAUUGUUGACAUUUGUUGGUUUGUGGUGUUUUGUUGUCUGUUCUUUAUUUUAAUCUUAUUCCUUGUGUUCUUCCCUCAACGCCACACAGUGGCUGGCCCAGACUCUGUACAGUAGGUGGUGGCGGCAAUGAUGAUGAUAGUGGCGAAUGCUGACAGUGACGUAACAGAACACUGUCAUUACUUGUACUGUCUAAGCAUGAGUUGGUAUGGGUAUUUAAUGCACUUUUAGGUUUUUAUCAGGGUCGAUUUUCAAAUCCAGUUGUUUUCUUUGAGUAACUUGGUAGGGUCCAGAAGUAUGAGCAUGUAGCCCCAGGCUUCAUUGCGGACACCUGUGGUAAAUGCAGAAUUCCUGAACCCUGUUUUCUGAUAGUUUGACUAUUUCAAGUCAUAGUGGAAUUACCCCCCUUACUUUCUUUGUAAUUUACCAUUUUCAGUAAGGACCCUCAAAACAUACCAGAUAGAACUUGUAUUCUUCUAUAUUCUAGGGACUGAUAAAAUUACAGUUGUAAGCACCUGAAGUUUUGCCAAACAGAAUGUCUAGCAACAGAAGAGCAAUGUUAGUGUGACACUGUUUGACACUCGCUUCCUGUGGACUGCCAACAUUUUCUGAAAGGAAAGAGGUUGUCAGUCCUACUAAGUGAGAUCUGUAGGUGGAUGUUUCAAUAUUCUUUGUUGUCAUUUAUCAUAUCACAAUGUCAUUAAAAUCAGAUCUGCUGGGUUUGUCAGAGAUCUGAUUUCAUUGAUAUUGUACCACUGCCUCAGUCACGGCCAGUAAACAAUCCUUGGCUGAAUGGUGUUGAGAUUCCUGGUGAUUGUACAAGUAUUUCUUUCCUGAAGGAGAAGUCUUUUGCGGGAGGUGUUAAUAGUUGAGUUUGUCUUCGUUUUCAAGUAAUGUUGCCUUUGUUUAUGAUUAUGUUGCAGAACAUGUGGGCAUUAUUGAAUGUUUGUUGACUGGUCUGGCACAAACAGCCAGGUUUCACAUUUCAUGGCAUCAAUGACCUUUUGCAAAUCAGGAUGAUUGGGAAGAUGUUAAGAAACAAGGGGAACAGGUUUUGUAUGAAUGGACCAUAUUGCAAAGUCAGAAAAGACCCCAUUUCUCAGCAAUCUCCAAAUUCAUGAUAUAUUGAGGGUUUUGAGCAGUGUUGUCUGUUUCCUUGCCUCAUUUCUGAUUGUUUUCCUCCCAAUGAGCUUUAUGAUUGAUCUUGUAAAUUUCAGGUGCAAUAUAAUCCAUAACGCCCCCAACCUUGUUUUUAGCCUACGAUCUUUCAUUGAAAAUCAAAUGUUUCAUGUGACUGUUUAACUAUGUCACGAGUCAAUUCAUGCUUUUCUUAUGACUUUUGAUAAAUGGUGAAGACCUGUUUUCUCUGCAAUACAAAAAGUUGUGUGUAGAAUACAUUAUGGAUACAAUACAAGUAGUUGGAGUUAUCUCCCUUUAUGAUGAGUAAUAUGAGUUAUCUCACUUUCAUAAAUUGCCACUAACCCAUGUGUUGGAUCUAGAUUUAUAGGGUGAAAUCCAUAUGGUCGAUCCAUGUCUUGCGUGUCUUUCUGUAUGUUGAGAUGUAUCUACACAGAUAAUGUUGUGAUAUUCAUUUUGUACAGAAGUACACAGACAUCUAAAUGCUGUAAUUAUUGUGUACAUAAAUUAUACUGUCAUUGUUGUAAAAUAUUCACGUGAAUCAAAUGUCAUGACAUGCAUCCAUCUUCGUCGCCUUUGUCAGCCCACAAGUUAAAACGUUGAUUUCCCCCAUUUUUUUCAUUUCUAAGAGUGACAUAAAAUACUACUCACUCAGCAUGAGUGAAGGAAGUUUGUAAACUAGUUUAUCCACACUCUAAUGAAACAAUUUAUUUUUUUAAUAAAAAAAUACUUCAAAGGGCUUUCAUUUUCUUACAUAAUAGUUCAAAUAUAUCCAGAUUAUAGGUUUUUUAAAAGAUUUCUCAUUUCAUGGCCACAAAAAUCUAGCGGAGAUGGACACCUUAGUCAUGCUCUCUCAUUGUAUAUGUCAUUUUAAAACAGAAGAGGAGAGAGGAAUAAAAGUCUACAUCUAACAAA